Molecule: messenger RNA, 3450 nt
Organism: Spathaspora passalidarum NRRL Y-27907
Lineage: Eukaryota; Fungi; Ascomycota; Pichiomycetes; Serinales; Debaryomycetaceae
Gene: BUD2
Product: Bud2p
Exons: 1
Coding region: 1-3450 (1149 amino acids)
Biological process (GO): regulation of GTPase activity
Source: RefSeq, a predicted model, not a curated record
AUGAAUAAGCACCCAUCACCGUUCCACAAGAUCAUAUCACGAAGUAAAGGAACGUUCACCGGUCGUAACUUUCUAGUGUCCGCGGAUUCCGUAUCAUGGACCCAUGUUCACACAUUAAAACUUACCCUGGAGGGACAACUUUAUUCCUAUGAUGAAGACGACACCAACCAAAUUUUACUACUCCAAUCACUACAAGCGUGUUACAUUCAAAUCUACCCUAAUAUCAGCACAUCUACACUCAACUCGUCAGGGUCAAAUCCUUCAUUAGGCACGGUGCCUGAAAAUUCUGUAAAAAAAGGUUUUAUUCGAAAAGCGGCAGAAGCAGCCACAGCUACGGCAACCACCCAUACAUCAGAUUUAGCCGUGGAUGAAAGCCAACUACCAGUCAUAUUCGUCAAGACAUAUGACAAUGAUAAACUCUACAUCAAGAUUCCUUCACAAUCCAACUUUGGGUGUCUCCUCGCCCUGCUUGUUGUCUGGCAAAACUUGCGUCCUCUGGGGUUGGCAAAGAAAUGGUAUUGUCAGAAUAAGCAUCGUCGAAAUUUACCCCUGAGUGAAUUAUUAGUUUGUCGAUUCAAGAUAUAUGGACCAAUUCCUCCUAAAUACCACCGGAAUUUGAAUAUUGUUCCUGGUUACCCUGCACCCGUAUACCAGGCUAGAAUUGAAGAUGACAUAUCGGGAGUAAAUGGUUCUGGAACCAUGACUUCAGAUGUUAAUGAAGGAUGGUUUUAUACCAUGGGUGCAUUGAACUCCAGCGGAGUCCUUAAUUUCAUUAGUGAAUUGGAUGGAACGUUACUUUAUUCCAUAGAUGUUAGGCAGAUCAUGUCCAGUGAAAUCCGAGAAGUACACAAUUCAAUAUUCAAUAAUUCCAAUGUGUUGUUUAUCGGCCAAUUAAAAGAACUAAGACACAAUAACGUAAUCAAGACCAUCUCCAAUUUGAGUGCUGACCAAUAUUCACAGCCAUUUUUAACCCGAGACGGGAAGCCUGUACCUAGUAACCAAAGAAUUCUUAUUGAGUUCCCUUUACACAUUGAUUUAGAAGAUUGGUUUGUUGGGUUGAAUUACUUUUGCAAACGAGAAUACAUUGGUUCAUUCAAUGAUAAGACCAAGCAUUUAGGGGGAGACGUUUUUAAUCCAGUUGCUCCUGUGAAGUCUAGCAAUCUGUUGGUGGAACCACCCAAAAUGUCUGAAUUCACAAAGUCAAGUUUCCGAGUGUCAAAGAAAAUCUCGAUUGAUAUCAUUGAAGCCAAAUUUGACAAUAUGCCUUAUCGUGCUUCAGGUAAAAUAUAUGCUGAAACGAGAAUGUGGGGAUACCCUUGGUCAAGAACAGCUCCUGUCAACUUCACCGCCAAUCCAUUUUGGAAAGAACAUUUUCUGACUGAUUUACCCAUAUCUACUCAAAUGAUCCAUAUCUUGAUCAAGAGAUGCAAUAACCGUUCCAAUAUUCCACUGAGUUCGGACAAGUUAAUAGGGACAGUUUAUGUGACUCCCGAUAUCCUCACCAAUCAAAUCAACUCCAGUUCAACUAUUAUAAACAUGGGAGAAGCAGCAAAUGGCAAUAGCCACCUUGCCACAGGUGAUAUCGUUCGGUUGACCAUCCACGACUCAAAUAAUAUCCCCAUUGGUAAACUUGUGGUUGAUGUCAAUCUUCGUGAGUUUCAUAUUCUUUCACCAGCACAUUUCAAACCAUUGGAGAGGAUGUUGGCAAACCCCACCCCCAUGAAAGAUUUGAUCCAAUUUUGUAAUAAGCAUGUUCCAAGUUCUGAUUUUGAAAAUGUCAGUUUGAUACUUUUAGAUAUUUUCCAAAGUUUAGGUGUGGAAGAUGCCUGGUUUAAGAAUUUGAUUGAAACUGAGUUGGUUCAUGUUGAUAUGACUACGCGAAAGAACUAUCAUAAAAGAAAUAGUGAUCAAAAUCCAAAGAAGCAUGAACGAGGAUUACUGUCCCUGACUAACGUUUUCAAUACUUUAUUCCGUGGUAGUUCGAUUUUCUCGAAAUCUCUUGAGAAAUAUAAUCUUCGAAUUGGCCAAGAGUAUCUCGAAAAAGUAUUUGGUGACUUCUUUGUCAAGAUAAGCAGAGAGAAUAAGAAUUGUGAAGUUGAUCCAAGAUAUGUUAGAUUACAGGAGCGUGCUAGACGAAAGGGGAGAACUGUUGAACAACAGCAAGAGCUGUCAUCGGAUGACGACGAGGAUGAAGAAGACGAAGAAGAAAUAGACGAUGACUAUAUUGAUCAACUUGUUAAUCAGAACUUCAAUAAUUUAAUGAGCUAUGUGGAAGAAAUUUGGUACAAGAUCUACAUCACUUCCAAUGAUAUUCCCAAACAAAUUAAGCUUCAACUCAAAAAUUUCCGCACCAAAGUUGAAUUGGCCUGUGAUCCAAGUGACCAUACCACAAGUUUAAAUUGUAUCAGUGCUUUUAUUUUCCUUCGAUUCUUUUGUCCUGCUAUUCUUAAUCCAAAAUUAUUUCAUUUGACCAAAAAUCAUCAAACUGGUACCGCACAAAGAACCCUAACCUUAAUUGCCAAGAUUCUUCUUAAUUUGGCCAACCGUCAGGAAUUCACCCCGCUUAAAGAACCACACCUUGUUAAGAUGAAUUCCUUCAUCACGAGCCAUACCGAUGAAAUUUAUGAUUAUUUUGAUAAGAUUACCGACCGGAAGAACGAUUUCAAUGAGAGGAUUCUUAAUUUAAGUCAUGAUGUUAAACGAUUUGAUUUAGGAUUAGAUGACCUGACUAGCAGUGAAUUACCUACCACGCCAUAUUUGAUUGACAAGUAUUUACGGCUAACAGAAAUUAUCCAUAUCUUGGACUAUAGCAAGAAUUCGCCAGGAACAACACUUACAUCUUCGCCUGCGAAUGGACACGUGGAAAUGUUUAGAGAUAUUAAAGUAGACCAUGAAAGAAAUGUAUACCAAAUUGGAUCGCUUGAGUUUGAAAAGUCCGAUUUCUUGGAUCUUGCGGGAGAUAAUGAAACUGAAGGAUUUAUCAAAUCGCUUUGUCAGAAUAAUGAAGAGAUUUUCUCGUUUAUAAGCUCGAACAUCACCCUUCAAGAUCUUCAAAAGCAAAGCACAAAAUUAAUGGCGAAAAUCCAUACCUUGGAAAGAUACCUUGAUUGUAGUGAAUACCCCAUCAAUUUCCAACUGGUUGAUCCAUUAUUAUGGGAUCUGUUCACUUAUGACAUUUUGAAUAAUCGCGUAUACUUGGAUACAACGAGAAACUGUAUUAUCUCCGUGGAUGUACCACCCCCACCACUGCAGUAUAAACGAUUGGCUGAAUCCAAUGCAUUGGCCAGUCUUAAGCUUAGAUUCACAACCACCAGUAGUAAUUUCAGAAAUUCUAUGGUGGAUAGUGAUUCCGUAAGUCGGAUCAGCUUAUCGUUUAGUAGUCAUAGUUUGGGUAUAGGACGUGGCUCGAACACCAAGAAUCCGUUCAAGAAAUGGUUGAGAAGAAAUUAA